Megalops cyprinoides (Indo-Pacific tarpon) is the source of this 3253-nucleotide messenger RNA. It is a transcript of the gene smim22, whose product is annotated as leucine rich repeat containing 2. The coding region runs from base 161 to 1306 and encodes 381 amino acids. The transcript is spliced from 11 exons. Gene Ontology annotation, molecular function: protein binding. NCBI's taxonomy places the organism in Eukaryota, Metazoa, Chordata, Actinopteri, Elopiformes, Megalopidae. The record is from RefSeq and is a predicted model, not a curated record.
GAUAUGGGUCGCUUUCCACCCCUGUAAACAAGGUGUUGAAGUUACACUGAGCAAAGACUCAAACCUGGAACUCUGGUAUACUUGAUCCUACAUUGAUUCUCACAGUGUUAGAGGUCCCCACCCUGCACCCCUACAUGCCAGCUGUUAAGAGAAGGUUGUCAUGAUGAGAGUGAAAAGAGCCAUUGACAUACCGGUGUAUGACCUCUCACUGAUCCGCAAUAUGUGGGAGGUCAGAGUGAGGAAGUAUCGGCAGCGACAGAAGAAGGAACAGGAGCGACUGGAGAAAAGUGCUCUUUCAAGGGUCAAUCAGCAGUGGCAGUAUCGCAUAGCGUGCAGGACGAUGAAGGCCAAAGAGCUUUCAGAACUCCAGCAAUACUUGGAGAGGUCACCACUGUCUGAUACAAGAAGAUACAAUGGGAUCUCAAACCUUCAGCCAUACCAGGAAUCUCUUGAAACAGAUUCAGACCAGAAAGCUCUGAUCGAGGAACAGAGAUUCAUUUUUGAGUUGGGUGGAGAGACUACAACGGAACUCCCUGAUUACAUUCAAGAUAUGACAUACCUUCGGCAGUGGCACAUAAGAGGAACUAGCAUUCACAAGAUCCCAAAAUAUAUUGAGAAUUUUAAGGAGCUUCACGUGUUGGAUAUACCAAGAAAUGGCAUCGAAGAGCUACCGGUUGAAAUUGGCAAACUGGUUACCUUGAAGGAGCUGAAUGUAAGUUAUAAUAAGCUGUCAAGUAUUCCUCCAGAACUUGGAGACUGUGAAAGCCUGGAAAGACUGGAAGUAAUUGCAAACCUUGAUAUCAAAGAAUUGCCAUUUGAGCUCAGCAAUCUGAAGAAGCUCACUUAUUUGGACUUAUCUGCGAAUAAACUGGCCAGCAUACCCAUCUGUGUCCUUCGCAUGUCAAGCCUACAGUGGCUGGAUGUCAGCAGCAACAGGCUACAGGAUUUGCCUGAGGACAUCGAUAGGUUACAAGAAUUGACCUCAUUGUUCCUUCACAAAAAUGUGCUAACAUACUUGCCAAUGCAGCUGACAAAUGUAACCACUCUUCAGAUGUUGGUCGUCAGUGGAGACAAGUUGGUCUGUAUUCCAUCGAAGCUUUGUGACAAUCCUGCUAUUAAAUUCAUAACACUGUAUGACAACCCCAUUGGUGUUCAAGAGGAGGACAGUGAAGAUGAAUCAGAAGACAAGGACAAAAAGCAGAAUGCCCAAGAUAAGGAAUUUAUGCAGGCAUAUAUUGAAACCCUUAAGGACAGAGAAACUGCUCCAUCGUACACCACUAAAGUGUCCCUGAGCUGUCAUCUAUAAUGAUGUGAAAUGAAAUGCUUAUGGAAUGCCGAGGAAAGAUGAGAUUCUGAACAGCGCACGAGAUCAACACUGGACUGGACAGGACUGGACUAAUGAUUUAUGAUAUCUUCCAGUUCACCAUCUUGUUGAAACUGUGAUGAUUCUUUUUAGGAAAACUGUACGCACAAGUUUAUUCAUUGGGAUGAGAUACAACUGUUGCAACUUGUUUGGCUUUAUCUGAGAUACCACAGAACGAGGUUUAACAAUUAAUUAACUUCCUGCUUACUGCAGUUUGAAAAUAUUUAAACUAAUAAUCAAUUUGUUUGGAAGGAAGUAUUGAAAGCAUCAAUUAAAUUCAAUGUGAUGAACAAAUAAAGGAAACUUAAUUACUGUUUAUUAAGUAUUCAACAACUGUCUAAUUACAAGGCACUGCAAUUAUGGUGUAAAACUUUGGUAGUCAGAUUUAGUGGAUUAGGAGGCACAUUGGCAAUCAUCAUUAUCCAGCCAACUGGCAGUGCAGACCCAACCACAAACCCAAAAACAUCCUCUCUCCCUGUCACUUAAUUUUCCCGGUGAGGAAAAAAAGUGUUAACAAAGGGAACAAAAUUGUGGUCAUUCUCAGUGUUUGUAAUACAGUGCCAUGCAUGCGUAUUAGAGUACUCCUUACAAUGAUAAAACAGUACAUGACAACCAUAUUUCUCUGAUUUCAACUAAAUCUUAUUGUUGUUUAUGCGUGCAUAUAUAAUGAUUUCAACAAAGAUGACUUCAAAGAUGCUUUGCCUGGCGGACGUACCUCAGAUACAGCAAUGGAAAAGUGGUAAGAGGUGCAUCUGCUAAAAAUGUCUGUUGCUUUUCUUGCUGUGUUAAAUGUUGAAGUGUAAACUUAAUAGCAAUUCCUUUUAUUUCAGUUUAGGAUGUUAAAUCAAUCUGAGCCAUUAAUGCUAGUCACUGAAUACUGAUUCAAUGGCCUGGUUUAGCUUUAGUAUGCAUCAAUCAGGUUGUGAUUUCCAAUGUCUCAAUAUUCUUAAUUCCAAAAAAGGCUUCUCUGUGUUGUGUGUUUAUAUGACUUGUCUCUCAGUUCUAAAACUCAGAGUGAAAAAUAAUCCAAAAUGAAUCGAGGUGGGGUCGACAUCCCUUGCUGUUGUUUCAGUCAUUUGAAAUUAGCUGAUUAUGUGUCAUUCAUUGCUUUACUUUGUUCAAUGUUUGUUUGGAGAACUAUCAAAAUGAUUUCUCACAACCAUUAUUCGAUACUGCAGCUAUAGACUUUAUAAAUUUGUUUUCCAAAGAUGACUAUGAAGUAUGAAACGAUGACUCCAGAUCCUCAGUAAGCCAUAGCAGGACAGUUAAGUACUGCUUUACUCAGCUGUAUUAAAAUAUAUAUUUGAUUUUUAGCAGAUACUGUUUUAUAAAAAUGAACUAAUUUUGUAGGAUUUUUACAUGUGGUACAUUCACUGUUUUUUUUUAUUUUUAAAAAAAAACAUCAAUUUACACAAGUGCGUGAGAGAUUUAAGGAGCCUCCCAAGGGUUCAUUUUCUGAAUAGGAGAACAGAGAUCCUUUGAGCAAUCAUUUUAGACCUGCAUGAAAAGUAAUAUAGGGGUCAAGGUUUAAUCCUGUGUUGUGGCUGUAUUAAUUAUUGUCAUACUAUCAUUUUGAAGUAGAAUGUACAAAAACCCAGAGCCACAUGGAUUGCACUCUUUUUGCUUUAGAUUAUUCCAAUUAUUUUGAUAGCAGAAUGUUGCAAAUGUUCCUCAUUGCUAAAGCUGAAUUUCACAGGAGCUUUGAGCGAUUAAAGCAAUUGUAUAUACAGGGAAUUGUGAAGUAGGUUAGCAAUAACUGGUUUGAUGUGACCAAACACUUGUUGCUGUGCAAUAGUGAGAUGAUUUAAACUUGGCUUGAUAUUUCUCAUUUCAUAUAUCAUACAUAUAUCAUGGAUGAUUGAUUGUUUGUUUAGUGGUUGAGCAAUGUUU